CACGGACACAGGGCAAUUUACUUUCUGUCAAAAUCUUAUCCUUUGUGAUUAGCCCUAUAUUGUACGUUAACCUUGACGUUCUGAUCAAUCCUUCUGGAGCCCAUUCUAUGUGAUCAUGAGUGUUUGCUAGUAAAGGUUCUUGAAAACAGGAUUGUAGAAAAUCGUCACCUUUUGAGAAGAAACCUUUCUAUAUACCGUACGAAAAUGUCAAACGAAAAGAACAAUAACAUUGCAGUUCAGGAAAAGAAAAGUUUUCUGCAAAAGGAAUUGGACGAUUUGAGGUCAGUGGACCUCUUGAGAGCAUCACUUGCUGAAUUUCUUGGAGUAAUGCUCCUGGUAAUGUAUGCAGUGGGAGCUGGACUGUACCACGAAACCCUGGGAACAAAACCAAGCAGUGUUCAUGUCGCCAUGGAAGCAGGAUUCUUCAUUGCUGUAAUAAUAACGACCUUGAGCACUGUCAGUGGUGGUCAUGUAAAUCCCGCCAUUAGUGUAGGUUUCCUAGUGACAAAUGGCAUCACUGUGUCCCGAUUCAUGCUCUAUGUGUGCUUCCAAGUACUUGGUGCUAUUGCUGGAAUGGGCAUCAUGAGCUUAGUAUCGCCUGUAGAAAUGCAGCACGGAAGCUUUGGUGUGAUAUUGCCCGGUCCAAACGUCACUGACGUACAGGCGUUCGUUUGUGAAGUUUACAUCACGUUCCUGUUGAACUUUGCGACCUUCUCCUUUCUAGAUUCCGGAAGAGCAGAUAUGGCGGGUUCUGUUCCGUUUAUCAUCGGUAUAACAGUCAUCAUAAAUAUUUUCGCAACGGUUGGUAACAUUUCCUCUUUUUUAAGUCUAGUUUUGCUCGUUUUCUUGAUACUUUAUUUUAGUUCAUACACUUCAGAGAUGGAGAAGGAGUUAUAUUCAAUGAAUCUGAUGAAAUGGUAGUAGGGUUGAAAAUACCGAUAAAUUCUUGCCGUUUGCUGCUUUCAAACCAUCACUGGAUCGUCAUACAUAUCAUUCAAUUUUCUUUAUCGUUUACUUAAGAAAUAAACAUCGCUUUUUAGCUGUUCAUGGUCAACAUGAACGGAUUUAGAUUUGAGGCAAAUUCUUUGAAUCGCGCUAGCGAUUCACAGAGAAUUUGCCUCGAAUCCAAAUUCGUUCAUAUUGACCAUGAACAGCUCAAAAGUGAUGUUCAUUUCUUAUAUUUAUAUUCAUUUACUAUAACACCGUUUGUUUAUAUUGCUUCUGCUUUGUUGCAUAAAACGAACUCCUAGCCUCUGUCACAGUAGUUAUUGUGACGUACGUCAACACAUAGACAUGACGUCAAAAUCGUCUCACCCUGCCUUUUAUCAACAUUGCAAGGUGCACUGUAUUGUGGAGGUAGGAGACCGCAAGAUUGGGAUGAUAAUCCACGUAAGUUUACAAUCUUAAUCCAGAGGUGUCACUUGCGAGAUCUUUGUAACAGAUGUUGUUGUAUUUUUUCAAAUCAUUACGCGCCCUCAGUCGCGUGCUUUAAGCUAGUUCAUAAUCCGUUCAUAGUCAAUGUGAACGGAUUGUGUCGCGCGCUGAAAUUGGUUGGUUCAUAGAGGAAAAUGCGAUUUGUAUUAUAAAUAUUUAAGAAAUGAACAUCACUUUUGAGCUGUUCAUGGUCAGUAUGAACGGAUUUGGAUUUGAGGCAAAUUCUGUGAAUCCGUUCAUAUUGACCAUUAACAGCUCAAAAGUGAUGUUCAUUUUUAGCUCACCUGAGCUGAAAGCUCAAGUGAGCUUUUCUGAUCGCUUUUUGUCCGUCGUCUGUCUGUCUGUCUGUUAAACUUUUCACAUUUUCGAC
This is a messenger RNA of Ostrea edulis (European flat oyster), 1804 nucleotides long. Its product is annotated as aquaporin-5-like. The coding region runs from base 205 to 921 and encodes 238 amino acids. Gene Ontology annotation, cellular component: plasma membrane. The transcript has a single exon. Gene Ontology annotation, molecular function: water channel activity. The record is from RefSeq and is a predicted model, not a curated record. NCBI's taxonomy places the organism in Eukaryota, Metazoa, Mollusca, Bivalvia, Ostreida, Ostreidae. Gene Ontology annotation, biological process: transmembrane transport.